Racocetra fulgida is the source of this 501-nucleotide messenger RNA. The record is from the annotation of a GenBank genome assembly. Lineage: Eukaryota; Fungi; Glomeromycota; Glomeromycetes; Diversisporales; Gigasporaceae.
GCUGCGCGUAAAUGGGAGGGUGAAGCUGGUACAAAAUAUUUGACCGACUCACUAAAAGCAUCUAAAAUGCUUAAAGAUAUACUAAAUCAACUUGUCACUGAAUGUAAUAUGAGAGAAAGCAUCGCAAGAAAAUUACAAGCGGUAGGAAUUCUGCACGGUGCAAACAGGAUUCAAAUCAUAACAGCUGAUCUUCCUAAAGGGAAAGUCCGUGAAGUUUCUGGUCGUCUAACAAUGUCUAAUCCGCUCAUGUUCGUUUUGAAAGAAAUUUUAUAUGCGAAAUCCAUAAUCACACAUACAUUGGAUAUUAUCAGCAAAAAAUAUUUAGAUAUUGAUAAGUUGCUUGAUUCUGACGAUGAAGAUGAUAUGCCUAUUGUUGAUUUGGUGGAGACAUUUGUAACCCCAAGGCCAACAGCCACCGAUUUUACGGCAGAGAUUAAUAGAUUAAAGGCGUUAAUCAAUAAUUUCCACAUUGCUUUGAUCAAUUAUCGUGCUUUCUACUGA